AGUGCGCUUGUAUAUAUACAUUUAGUACAAGUAUGUACUUGUUGAAUGUAUCAGGGAAACUAUUGAUGAAAACGAAAGUUGAUGUGAAAAUAUUGUUUUCCUUAUAUUUCUAGAUCUACUAUUUGUUUGUUUUGUUUAAUUAUGGAUUCCCUCAACUGUAGUAAUAGUACUAUCAGCUUAGCAGCAAAGAUAACAAAAAUAGAUAUUAUCGUCACAAUGGCAACGUCCAUUUUGUCUAUGUGCGGUGCUCUUGCUAUUUUUUUUACAAGUGGAUUUAAAGUUUACCGAGGACGAUCCCUCAGUGAACCUCGAAAAUUUCUCGUGUACUUGACCAUAGCCGACUUCUUCCUAGCUCUUGGUUACUUUUAUGGAGCUGUGCGUUUUUUACGUGUUAAUUCUGCAAACUAUGAGGUAAAGGAUCUGGGUUGCAUUGCACAAAGUUUUGUCACAACAAUGGCUAGUCUAUGUUCGUUUUGGUGGACCUCAAUAAUAGCCUUCAAUUUCUGGUGGACCUAUAUGUGUUAUACGAAUGACAACAGUCUUUUCGGUUCAAUCAACAACUCAACACGAAAAAGAACAUGCAAUGUAAAACUAUGGGUUUAUCACAUAUUAAGUUGGGCAGUUCCGGCUAUUAUUAUUUUCACCGCACUAUUUAAUGGUGCACUCGGAGCGGAUAAUUCAGUUGGGUCGGGGCCAUGGUGUUGGAUUUCUGCUAACAUGACAGUCAGAGAACAAACUAUAUGGAUGGCUGUGUCUGGAAAAGGAUGGGAAAUAUUGAUGUACUUUUCAUGCUUGGGGUUUUACAUGCUUUUCAAAUUUCAUCAAAUGUGGGAAAUAAGAAGACAAAGAAAGAUACAUGCACAAUUCGGGAGUACAACACCUUUGAUAUCGAGGACGAGAUGCUACCAACAAGCGCCCGAAUACAAACUUAGUUUCAUUUUCUUGUGGAUAGUAGAAAUAGUGCUAAGGAUUUCCGGAACGGUUCGGUUUAUAAUGACUGCUCUCAGAAGACAUGCUUGUAUAAGCCCAUCAUCUUAUGAACAUGUCGAUGUCUAUUUGAUGCACUUUCAAAGUUUCGGCGAUUGUGCCCAAGCGUUUUGUUCUUUCCUAAUAUUUUGUGUCUUCAGGCGAUUGUUUCGAUAUAUUCAUAACAGAAAUGGUAACACUAACCUUUUACAAGAAGCUAGUUAAGUUUUUCAAAUUAAAAAAACCAAAUAUAUAUAUUUUAACAAACAACAAAAAUUAUCAAAA
This is a messenger RNA of Mytilus trossulus (common blue mussel), 1251 nucleotides long. RefSeq names its product G-protein coupled receptor 157-like. The transcript is spliced from 3 exons. Gene Ontology annotation, cellular component: plasma membrane. Lineage: Eukaryota; Metazoa; Mollusca; Bivalvia; Mytilida; Mytilidae. Gene Ontology annotation, biological process: adenylate cyclase-activating G protein-coupled receptor signaling pathway; cell surface receptor signaling pathway. The coding region runs from base 142 to 1191 and encodes 349 amino acids. The record is from RefSeq and is a predicted model, not a curated record. Gene Ontology annotation, molecular function: G protein-coupled receptor activity.